AUGACAGACAAGGUUGGAACAGAGGCCGACAAGCUGCCAGCCACGGGGCAGGCUGGUGAUCAGAAGGUUGAGAACAAGGGCGACGAUUUGCUGGACGUGAAGGCCGACCAGGCCCUGCACGGAGGCACAAACAUCGUCCCUGAAACGCACUCUGCUGCUGUGCCUGUGGAGAAGAUCAGUACGCCUGUGCCUGGCGUGCAGCCAGCAAGUGGUACCAGCAGGUAA
Coccomyxa subellipsoidea C-169 is the source of this 225-nucleotide messenger RNA. RefSeq lists its product as hypothetical. Lineage: Eukaryota; Viridiplantae; Chlorophyta; Trebouxiophyceae; Coccomyxaceae. Bases 1 to 225 code for a protein of 74 amino acids. The record is from RefSeq and is a predicted model, not a curated record. The transcript has 2 exons.